Messenger RNA from Trichophyton benhamiae CBS 112371, 1296 nucleotides. Its product is annotated as MFS multidrug transporter, putative. The coding region runs from base 1 to 1296 and encodes 431 amino acids. NCBI's taxonomy places the organism in Eukaryota, Fungi, Ascomycota, Eurotiomycetes, Onygenales, Arthrodermataceae. Gene Ontology annotation, molecular function: transmembrane transporter activity. The record is from RefSeq and is a predicted model, not a curated record. Gene Ontology annotation, biological process: transmembrane transport. The transcript has 3 exons.
AUGGCGUCUGCCUCUGCGAACCCUAUGGAUGAGAAGUUGGAAAUACCUAACGAAGGGAAUGCAGCAACUGCUGAGUUCGGUAACCUCGAUGAUCACGAGAACCCCAAAAAAUGGCCAAUGCUUCGAAAAUGGAAAGCAAUGCUCGGCAUAUCGUCUUUUGUUCUUAUGAGCCCCCUUUCCUCAACGAUUGUUGGGCCUAGUUUACCGAGUAUUGCUAGGGACUUGUCAAUUACCAGCCCUGCAGAGCAAGCAUUGGUGCUUUCUAUAUUUGUGCUUCCUUAUGCCUUUGGGCCCUUGCUUGCAAGCCCUUUAUCAGAAAUCUACGGACGGGUGCCAGUAAUACAAUCGUGGAAUUUCCUAUAUCUUGUCUUCAACACUGCUUGUGGUGCUGCUCGAUCAAAGUCAGCCAUGUUUGCUUUUAGAUUCCUUGCAGGGUUUUUUGGAAGCGCUACACUGGGCUGUUAUCCCCCUGCUUUCCCCAAUAUUUGGGCCAAUUCUCGGCGGACUAAUUUCUCAGCACAUAUCAUGGCGUUGGGCUUUCUAUUAGAUGCAGUUAUUCAGAUUCUGGGUCUCUAUCUCCUCGAGGAGACUUAUGCCCCUGUGCUUCUACGCAAGAAGCAGAGACGUUCAAUACAGCUAGCCGCUCCGAAUCAACAACUACGCUCUUCAACCAAAGAUACAUUGAAGGAAUUGCCUAUUCGGCUAAAGGCUAAUCUUGGACGCGCAGUCAUCCUUCUCACAACCCAACCAAUUGUUCAGGUAUUUGCCGUAUAUAAUGCAUUUUUGUAUGGCAUUAUCUAUAUACUGUAUACUACGUUCCCAGAUCUAUACACCAACAUAUAUCAUCAGACAGAAGGGAUGGUUGGUUUGCAUUAUAUUGCUAUGGGAAUUGGCAUGGUUAUUGCAGCUGAGGGCUUUACUCUUGUCAAUGAUCGGAUAUUCGCAUUCCUUAAGGCGAAGAAUAACGGAGUACCUCUGCCAGAGUUUCGCGUGCCAUUUAUGGCACCGGCGACCUUACUAAUAGCUGGAGGUUUAUUUUGGUAUGGCUGGAGCGCCCAGCACAAGCUGCACUGGGUAAUGCCUGAUAUUGGUAGUGGCCUUUUCUGCGCUGGAGCUGUUAUAUGCGGUGUCUCUGCAAAUGCAUACAUGAUUGACACGUAUGGAAAGUUCUCCGCAAGCGCGCUGGCCGCAGUUGGGGCACUGAGAAGCCUGACGGCAUUUGGGUUUCCACUCUUUGCUCCAUAUGUGUACGUUUUCCCUCUACAUGCUGCGAUAUACAUGCUGAUAAAUGCAUAG